Messenger RNA from Cylicostephanus goldi, 338 nucleotides. Lineage: Eukaryota; Metazoa; Nematoda; Chromadorea; Rhabditida; Strongylidae. The record is from the annotation of a GenBank genome assembly.
AUGGGCAUAAUUAUGGGCGUGUUCUUCCCAUGUAUACAAAAUAUCUUUGGUGUAUUAUUCUUCAUUCGUAUGACAUGGAUUGUUGGUACAGCUGGAAUUACCUUCCUGACUGCAAUUUCACUCUCAGCAAUAGCCACAAACGGGGUGGUAUCUGGCGGGGGGCCAUACUAUAUGAUCUCUCGCAAUCUUGGUCCAGAACUUGGCGGUGCUGUUGGAAUUCUUUUCUAUCUCGGUACAACCAUAGCCGCAUCUAUGUACCUCACUGGUGCUGUUGAAAUUUUCUUGGUAAGUUGCUUGGCAAUUUGCCAAUUUCUUCGCGGGUGCUUUUGCACCUGAAA